AUGUUCCGUCAACGAACAAGUUCGCAAAAGCCCGCAGAUGAUCUGCUGGCGCACUUCAGGCAACAGUUCCCUGAAGUAGCCGCCGCCACUUCAUCCGGGGCCGCAGCACCUGCCCGAACCGCAACCACCAGUCAAGCUGGCAUCGCUGUCACAGCCGCAGAAAGGGCCCAAAGCCUUGGCCAUGAUGCUUUUCGUGACCAGGACCCGACUCCCCGGGCCACAAACGAGCAGUGGAGGUUCACCCCGUCUGUGCUAGACGCGAACCAGUUCACCUUCUCGCAAUUCGCCGGCGGCCAUGGCUAUUAUACUCCUACUCCGGGUGGCACGAACACCAUCUACCAUCCCACGGCUGGAGAUCUCCAUACCCCGACGCUCGGCCUCGGAAUGGGCCUGGGCACGCCGCUGUCGAUGCCUACCGCUGACGGAUCUCUGCACCCGGGGCCAGCGCAUAUGGAAUUGGGUGGAUUCCACCAUAAUUUCCCCCCGUUUCCACAUUUCAACGCUUUUAUCCAAGCUACGCCAAACCAGCCGUCCUUUGCGCCUUCAACUUUUCUUCACCAAGACUCGGGCUUUGAAACAAUGGACCAGGACGGGUCCCCCAUAGAUUCGGAUCCGGCUGAUGAAAGGAUGGGCAACAUCGACGGUAGCUUCCAACAGUCUCCUAUGAUGGGCUUCCAAGCUAGGCAAUUCGGCAUGCCCCUCUCCAUGCAGCUACCGCCGUCAGCCGAAAGGUUCCGCUUUCACACAACACUCAACGCACCCACUGCCAUGAUUAAGAACUUGGACGAAAUCCCUGUCACUUACCUCAACAAGGGUCAGGCCUACUCUCUGUCCGUAGUCGAUACCGCGCCCACGCUACCCAUUGCCCCGGGGACUCGGUUUCGUACAUUUGUCAGGGUCUCUUUUGAGGACGAACAGCAGCGACUUAAGCCCGGCGUGUGCUGGAGUUUGUGGAAAGAGGGCCGCGGCACCAAUGAAGCACACCAGAGAGGAGGAAAACUGCAAGCCGUUGAAUUCGUCGAGGCUACCCAGCCAGCAGAGGGUGACGACAAGAGGACGCGCAUCGAGCUGGAGAGCGCUUCGUUUGACGGUUUCUCAGUCAUCUGGACCCCCGGUAUCAACGGUUCGGUCGACUGCAAUAUCGCCGUCCGCUUCAACUUCCUCUCCACUGACUUCAGCCAUUCCAAGGGUGUCAAGGGUAUUCCUGUCAGGCUCUGCGCGAAGACUCAACCCUAUCUCCCGAAUUCCCCUCAGUCACCAAACACCAGCGACGGAGCCGAGAUUUGCUAUUGCAAGGUCAAGUUGUUCCGCGAUCACGGCGCUGAGCGCAAGCUGUCCAAUGACGUUGCCCACGUGCGAAAAAGUAUUGAUAAAGUAAAGCAGCAGAUGCAGCAAGCCGAGAGCGGGAUCAAGGAUUUUGGCAAGAGGAAGAGAUCAGGGGUAGCGCAGAUGAAGACUCAAAGCAGCCAACGCCCUGGAAAGAUUCAAAAACACAAGCGGACGUGGUCCAUGUCAUCCGCUAGUUCCGCUGGAGGAAACCCUCGUGUGCAUCUCGAAGAGGACCUCACCAUGAAGCUACAGAACAUGCAGGACAUGUUUACCAGCACUCGUCCGGUAAGCGUUCUAUACCUCCGUGGUGACGAACUGGACGACCCCGACCUGCAUCCUGUGGCUCUUCCUGGGGAGUCCCUUGACCUUACUAAGCUGGAGUCCAAAGAAAGUAACGCUUGGCGCAGCGAGCGAAGCUCUGUUGCCGGAUCCUCUCUUGUUUCGCCAUCUCCAAGCUCGCUUUCGCUUGCUUCCCAGAUGUCCGUCAGCGGAUCGAAACCAAACUGGCCAGAGCUUUCCAGGUUCAACUCGAGCGAUGCUUCCAAGGGACUGUCCGGCCCGCCAAGUAGAGUUAAAAGGAUCACGGGUGAUAAUGGAAACUUGACGGGCUGGAUAGAUUCUUUGGAUGUCGACGCGUCUUACCGCCCUCCCCCAGAAAGGGCGAUCAAGCCCGUUGCCUGUUUCUAUGUGGCCCGUGCAGAUCCCGAAAACUCACAUGGCCCGGAAAUUUAUCGUGCGAUCUACCUGAUGCAACGAAGCCUGCACGAGUUCGUUACGCGUAUUGCGCAGAAAUGGAACCUGGACCCGAGCAGCAUCGUCCGUGUCACUCACCGUCUCCACCGCGGACUCGAGGUAGCAAUGGACGAUGACGUUAUCCAGGAGCUUCAGGAAGGCCAGGACAUGAAGCUCGAGAUCCGCGAAGUCAAUGGCAACAACAACUCUGGCGUUAAGCGAGAAUGGGAGAUGGCUGUCGAUGGCCCUGAGGCCGAGUUAGCAUCUCCAGCAACGACCAACAACAGCUCGCAGACAGCAUAUGAACUGCGACUGCUCUACUAAGAUAUGGAUUAUAAGCCCUUGGAAGGAAGCGUCAAACAUCUUCCAGGGUUUGUCUGUUCCACUGAGGGUCUUACUUGUCACUGGACGACCAAUAACAACCAUUACAUAUGGUAUACGACUAGCACAUAGGAUACAAAUGAUGUUAU
Neurospora tetrasperma FGSC 2508 is the source of this 2531-nucleotide messenger RNA. RefSeq lists its product as uncharacterized. Bases 1 to 2385 code for a protein of 794 amino acids. The transcript is spliced from 3 exons. Gene Ontology annotation, cellular component: nucleus. Gene Ontology annotation, molecular function: RNA polymerase II cis-regulatory region sequence-specific DNA binding; DNA-binding transcription activator activity, RNA polymerase II-specific. Lineage: Eukaryota; Fungi; Ascomycota; Sordariomycetes; Sordariales; Sordariaceae. The record is from RefSeq and is a predicted model, not a curated record. Gene Ontology annotation, biological process: regulation of transcription by RNA polymerase II.